Molecule: messenger RNA, 639 nt
Organism: Juglans regia (Persian walnut)
Lineage: Eukaryota; Viridiplantae; Streptophyta; Magnoliopsida; Fagales; Juglandaceae
Exons: 1
Coding region: 1-639 (212 amino acids)
Source: RefSeq, a predicted model, not a curated record
AUGAAGGUGCCUAAUAGGGUCAAAAUCUUUGCAUGGAGAGCUUUUAAAAAUGGACUGCCCACUCGAAGGAAUCUGAAGGCUCGGCAUAUAGUGCAGGAAGCUCUUUGUGAAUGGUGUACAGAGGGGGAGAAGGAUGUGGCACAUGCAUUAUACUAUUGCCUCUCUGUAAGGCAGUCGUGGAAGCACUAUUUUCUUGUGUUAAUGACAGAUGAUGCUCAAUUAGAUAUUAUACAGCUUGCUCUCAAGGUGAUGAGUAAAAGAAAACCUGAAGAUCUUGAUAAAUUCUUUCUCAUUGCUUGGAGCAUGUGGCAUAGAAGAAACCAGAAGGUUUUUGAAAAUAAAAUCUUACCAACAGACCAAGUUAUUGUGCAUGCUCUGAUAUUGGCUAAAGAUUAUAAAGAAGCAAGAUUUCAGAAACAAAAUAGAAAGCUUUCCAGUUGCUGUUGGCAGGCUCCUCCUCAAAAUGCAUUGAAGUUAAAUGUAGAUGGAGUUGUUUUUGACACUCUAAAUAGAGUACGCGUGGGUCUUAUUUUAAGAAAUACUUCCUGUGAAGUGAUCUUGGUUGCUAGUAUGCAGGAAAAUGGAGUGGAAAUUGAGCUCCUUGCUAUAUUGAGAGGGUUACAAUCUGCAUUCCCAUAG